Messenger RNA from Hippoglossus stenolepis (Pacific halibut), 1696 nucleotides. RefSeq names its product WD repeat domain 89 (gene wdr89). The transcript has 2 exons. The coding region runs from base 253 to 1389 and encodes 378 amino acids. Lineage: Eukaryota; Metazoa; Chordata; Actinopteri; Pleuronectiformes; Pleuronectidae. The record is from RefSeq and is a predicted model, not a curated record. Gene Ontology annotation, molecular function: protein binding.
CGGAUGGAGAUGCUGUGACACCACGUGAGUCCUCCAUGUGUGGAGUCAAAGUAACGUGGUUACGAUGUUAGAGUAAAUCAGACGAGUUUAAAUUAACGUUAACCGCGUUAAUCUCGUUAAAUGCGUUAACUACGUUCGUGACGUGUUGGUGGAGGAAAGUGUUUUUUAAAGAUGGCGACGGACGCGUCCGAAUAGUUUCCGCUGGUUUUAACUCCGUUUGUCGACAUUUCCACAGAGAAGUGUGCUUCUGUCAUGGAGUGUGUGGAGGAGAAGUUUAAAGGUCUGUCCAUCGCCCGGCGCUCUCGUCCAGUCGAAGCCACCUACCUGCUGCACGUGGCGCUGCAGCCAUCGGACCUGCUGGCAGUGUCCUGCUCCAACUUCACCAUCCAGCUGCGCAACAAGCACACUCUCACCCGGGUGGGGGAGCACCGGGGACACACCGCCCCGCUGUGUGGGGUCACCUUCGCCCACAGCUCCCCGGACCUCCUCUACUCUGGCUCUGCCGAUGGGACGGUGCGGGGGUGGGACGUCCGCCGUCCCGGGACAGAAGCGGUCCAGAUGUUUAAAAGUGACCCGUCGCACCUCUACUGCAGCUUCGACCUGAGCUGCAGCGACAUGCUCCUGUGUGCCGGCACGGAGAAGGUCAGCGAGGACAGUUUUCUGGUGUUCUGGGACGCCAGGAAACCGGGCGGUGGGCUUCUGGGGUCGUACUGUGAGUCGCACAGUGAUGACAUCACACACGUGCGCUUCCACCCCAAUGACAAAGACCGUCUGGCUUCUGGUUCCACAGACGGCCUGGUGAAUGUUUUCGACCUGAGCCAGGGCGCGGAGGAGGAGGCGCUGCUGGCCACGUGUAACGGCGUCUCGUCCACUGGAUCCAUCUGCUGGUCCGGAGCAGGUUACACUCAGCUGCUGUGCCUCAGCCUGGACGAGGGGCUGCACCUGUGGGACCUGAGCCAGCUGGACACCGAGGAGCCCCUCGCCGUCUUCAGCACCUGCGACGCUCGCAGCCUGACGCUGCUGGAGGACGGGGGAGGCGUGGAUUACCUGGUCGGGGGGACGUGGCUGGAGGAGACUCAGACGCUGCUGGUGCUCGGAGGGAAGAACAGCGGGGAGCUCCACCUGAUGGAGUGCGACGACAGGGGGCUCCGCCUGCUGAGGAGCCUGAAGGGCGGCCACGCCUCCACCGUGCGCUGCUUCCUGUGGGACGCAGCGGAGGAGGCGCUGGUCACAGGCGGAGAGGACGCUCAGCUGUUGCUGUGGAAACCAGGAGGGGUGGAGCUCAAGGCGGGUAAAAGGGAAUCAAUGAAGAGCGAAUCAGAUUUCAGACUCAAAUCCAGAGCUCAUAAAAAUCACAACUUCCAGAAGGAGAAGAAGACGAAGAGCUGAUUGGACGGUGGUUGAUUCUGGGAACAUUUAAAGUUUGUGUUUUCUACAAACACUUCAACAAAUUAAAAACCUUUGUCUGAACAUCUUUACCUUUUUAAAGUUGGAAAAAUAAAUCAAACAAUUCAAGAAAAUCACAGAAAACAGAAAAAACUUCAGUAUUGUAUAAGUACAAUAUAGUAAAGUGCAGUUUGUUGUACUGACUAUACAAACAUAAAUAUUACUGUACUGUUUAUCUGUGAUAUAAAACUGUGACACCGGAGAUUUCUGAGUUUUCCAUUUUAAAUUAAAGUUGUGUGUGUUGCCAAAA